Molecule: messenger RNA, 1791 nt
Organism: Nerophis lumbriciformis (worm pipefish)
Lineage: Eukaryota; Metazoa; Chordata; Actinopteri; Syngnathiformes; Syngnathidae
Source: RefSeq, a predicted model, not a curated record
AUGGCAGUCCCUGCUUUGCUCAUUCUCUAUGGCAGCCAGACCGGGACGGCCCAGGACACAGCUCAGAGGAUUGCGAGGCAGGCGCUGAGAAGGCGUCUCCGAGUGCAUUUGUCUAGCCUUGAUGACUACAAUGUUGCUAACUUGAUCUCCGAGUCACUUGUUGUUUUUGUCUGCUCUACCACUGGCCAAGGAGACCCUCCCGACAACAUGAAGAUCUUCUGGAGAUUCCUCUUCAGGAAAUCUUUACCUCUUGGAUCUCUGUGUCAAGUGGACUGUGCUGUACUAGGCCUGGGAGACUCUUCUUAUCCUAAGUUCAAUUUUGUGGCCAAGAAGCUCCACAAGCGUCUUGAACAGUUGGGUGCUACAAUGUUACUACCUGUUGGGCUAGCUGAUGACCAACAUGACCUGGGGCCCGAUGCAGUGAUUGAUGUGUGGUUAAAGUCAUUUUGGGAAAAAGCCUUUGCCCUGCACCCACGUUUUGCGGAUAUGAUCCCACUGAGAGACGAUGAGCCGCUUCCUCCAACAUACACCUUUAAUUUCCUGGAUGAUGUAAACGAGAAGACAGAUAACUGUCAAAGAAUUCCUACCCAGCAAACUGGCCUCUCUGAAGGGAAUCCCUUUCAUGCCAAAUUGCUGUCCAAUGAGAGAGUAACUGACCCGGUGCAUUUUCAAGACGUGAGGCACAUUGAUUUUGACAUCACGGGAUCUAACAUAGAUUUUACUGCAGGUGACGUUGUUAUGAUGCGUCCUUGCAACGCCGCCGAAGAUGUUCAGGAAUUCUGUAAUCUGUUGGGAUUAAAUCCAGAGGCCAGAUUUUCUCUUACAGCAACAGAUACUGCUUUCUGCUCAGUUCCUACGAGGCUUCGGCAGCCAUGUACGUUGCGUGACCUGGUGGAACGCUACCUAGACAUUGCAGCGGUGCCUCGUCGCUCCUUCUUCGAACUGCUUGCCACCGUCUCCACAAAUGAGUUGGAGCGGGAAAAGCUGAUUGAGUUCAGCUCAGCAGAAGGUCAGGAGGAUCUGCACAUAUACUGCAAUCGACCGCGCCGAACAGCAUUAGAGGUCUUAGCAGACUUUCCCCAAACAACAGCACAACUCAAAGUGGACUACCUGCUGGAUCUUUUUCCUGAGAUCCAGCCACGUUCAUUUUCCAUUGCUUCCUCUCUCCGGGCUUACCCACACAGGCUCCAGAUCCUGGUAGCGGUUGUAAAAUAUAAAACCAAGAUCUAUAAACCACGAAGAGGCCUCUGUUCCACGUGGUUGGCCUCGCUUGACCCCACAAUAGGAGAUGUCUUUGUGCCCCUCUGGGUCAAAAAGGGAAGUCUCAAGUUUCCCACAGAAACAAACAUCCCUGUGAUCAUGGUUGGACCUGGAACAGGAGUGGCACCCUUUAGGUCAGCUUUACAAGAGAGGAUUGCCGAAGGUAAAAAUGCCAAUGUCCUUUUCUUUGGCUGUCGAUCAGAGUCUAAAGACUUCUACUUCAGGUCCGAGUGGAAGGACAUGACAAAAAAUGGACAAUUGACCCUUUUCACAGCUUUUUCUCGGGACCAGGAAGAAAAAGUUUAUGUGCAGCAGCGUGUGCGAGAAAACGCGCUGCUCAUUUGGGACUUGAUCGCAAAUAAAGGUGCCUACUUUUACAUUGCUGGGAAUGCUAAAGACAUGCCAAAUGGUGUGUGCGAUGCACUGAAGGCGGUGUUUCAACAGAAUGGAGGUCUUUCCUCUGAGGAUGCGGAGAAGAUGCUAGCGGGCAUGGAGAAGUCUGGAAAAUUCCAGAGUGAGACCUGGUCCUGA